Messenger RNA from Gongylonema pulchrum, 354 nucleotides. The record is from the annotation of a GenBank genome assembly. NCBI's taxonomy places the organism in Eukaryota, Metazoa, Nematoda, Chromadorea, Rhabditida, Gongylonematidae.
AUGGAAACGUUUACUGGAAUGUAUCAGCAAAAAGUGAAGUAUGAGAACAAUUUGAUCACAGGAGAAGUUCAAGCCAUUCUCCACGGGGAUGUGAUUUGCUACUGCCAUUCGAUAUUUCCGAGUGUGGAAGAGAGCAGAUUGCGGCGUGGUUCAAAGGCUGUUUUUGUGCAAAAGAAUGGUUCAGUUGAAGCAGAAGAUGAACGAGACGCUUUAGGCUGCGGACCUUCGUUAAUCGGAAUGCAGUUGCUAAGUAUCGAAUGCAGUUACAGCCACGUGCAUCUUAUCCUAUCUGCUUCCGAAACCGUUUCCACGCUAGAAGUUCAGGGUACCUGUAUGGAUUGUAUACGCUGUUGA